Messenger RNA from Symphalangus syndactylus (siamang), 798 nucleotides. It is a transcript of the gene FAM220A, whose product is annotated as family with sequence similarity 220 member A. Gene Ontology annotation, cellular component: nucleus. The record is from RefSeq and is a predicted model, not a curated record. Gene Ontology annotation, biological process: protein dephosphorylation; negative regulation of transcription by RNA polymerase II. NCBI's taxonomy places the organism in Eukaryota, Metazoa, Chordata, Mammalia, Primates, Hylobatidae. Gene Ontology annotation, molecular function: STAT family protein binding.
ACAGCAUCCAAGAACACGAAGCAUGAGGGACAGAAGAGGGCCCCCCUCGGCACCUGCCUGGCACAAGUGCAGUGGGCCGGAGGAGGUGACUCGGACAAACUGUCAUUCAGCCUUAAGAAAAUGCCGAUGGAGGGCCCUUGGCCUGCAGAUGCACCCUCCUGGAUGAAUAAGCCCGCGGUUGAUGGAAAUCAGAGUGAGGCAUUAUCGCUGGAAAUGAGAAAGGAUCCGAGCAGGGCUGGCCUCUAGCUUCCCAGUGGCGGCCCAGUUCUUCCACAUGUGAAAGAAUCAGCAAGAAGAAAUCCAGCCUCAGCAGCCACUCCGAGCACAGUCGUGGGUUUGUUCCCUGCUCCAACAGAGUAUUUUGCUCGGGUGUCCUGCAGUGGUGUUGAAGCUCUGGGGAGGGACUGGCUGGGAGGAGGGCCCAGGGCCACCCACGGCCACAGAGGACAGUGCCCCAAAGGAGAGCCUCGGGUGUCAUGACUGCCAUGCCAUCAAAAACUGCCGGAAAUGGGAAGUUUUCAGGAUGACCCACCAAGUGCUUUUCCCAAGGGUCUGGGCUCUGAGUUGGAACCGUCUUGCCUGCAUUCCAUCCUGUCUGCAACACUGCAUGCAUGUCCUGAAGUGCUCCUGAAUGAUAAGACAAAACGCGUUUUCCUUGACCGUUUAAACCCCAUGUUUUCAAAGCAAACAAUAGAAUUCAAGAAAAUGCUUAAAAGCACCUCAGAUGGUCUGCAGAUAACACUGAGGUUACUGGCUCUGCAACAUUUUGAAUUAGCAAAUUCAUUAUGCCAUAGUUAA